Candidozyma pseudohaemuli is the source of this 1260-nucleotide messenger RNA. RefSeq lists its product as uncharacterized. The transcript has a single exon. The record is from RefSeq and is a predicted model, not a curated record. Bases 1 to 1260 code for a protein of 419 amino acids. NCBI's taxonomy places the organism in Eukaryota, Fungi, Ascomycota, Pichiomycetes, Serinales, Metschnikowiaceae.
AUGAUUACUACUAUCUCGAUCCCCGCUAAGCUUACCGAAACCUCCGCCACCCUGCCUGUGGCCGACGGCACCUUGAACGUUACCUUUACGUCUGAGGAGCUCCAGGACUUCUUCAGCCAUUAUGCUAAGUCCACUUCUAGCCCCGAGGCUAGCGAGCUUUUCCAGGCCAAGAUCAACAAGGCUCUUGAGCUUCGUUCUCUUGCUGGAAACGUUCCCUCCAACCAUUCCGAGGAAGAGGCCAGUGAUGCUGCUGGUUCUUCUGAGGAAACAACUCUCUACGAGAGUCUGGACAAUGUCAAGGUCUCCUCCGACGAGGAGGUGGAUUCUGAAAUUGACAUUGGCCAGGGCAGAUGCGACGUUGCUCAAAACGACGCUGACGCCGCUUUCAUGGACCUCUGUGGGUUCCAUGCUGACCUUGUGGUGACGAAGGCCUUGACCAUCAAGUCUUCCAACUACAGAGUCUCUUCCGUCUCCGAGGCCCUUAUCGAGGACACUGCUCCCCUUUCCUCGUCUUCCCCAAAGAAAAACUACUUUGACGUUCAGUCUUCGGUUUUUUCUUCCAAGGACCUCGUGAACGCUGAGCUCCUCAGUCGCUUCUCCAAGAAGGCUGAGAAGAAGCUCCAGGUGGGUGCCUUGUCGCCCUACCACCACUUCAUGAAGCUUUUCAAGCUUUUUGAAAUUUACAGAGCCUGCCACCAGUACCUUCCCGAGGUGGCCCAGGCUGUGAGACUGUGCUACUCUCCAGUCUUCCCUGUCUCCGUUGUGGAGCUUACUGACGUUGGUCUCAGAUUUGUGCCACCCAGCUUUCCAAAGCCAAAGCCUUUGUUUACUUUUAAACAAAUGGUCGUUCGGGAAAAGAUUGCGUUGGUUCGCUGGAUCAGAACUAACAUCAAGGUUCCCGAAAUGCAGCCCAUCCUUGUCCCCAACAACCAAUUGGUCAAGGCUCUUCCCUACCAUGACCUCCCCAAGCUUCCCCAGCUUCUUGACUACUACCACUCGUACUGGAAGCACCUUCCCCAGGUUUCCAGAGCUGUCGAGGAUUUCCAUGCCUCUGGCUCUCAGACUGUCUGUGAGCUCAAGGACACCAAGCUUGUUUGUCAAGCCCCUGCUUUGCCAGAGUCCAAUAUUGAAUUGUCUGGUUGUAGCGCCACUACGAGCUCCCGCUCUAUCCAGUCGUUUCUCCGCUCGAGAAGCCGGAAGAGGGGUCUGAGCCUGCGCUGUUCGAAGCAGAGAAGACACAGAAGAUGUCACAAGUCUUAG